Messenger RNA from Salvia miltiorrhiza (redroot sage), 1044 nucleotides. RefSeq lists its product as uncharacterized. The transcript has 2 exons. NCBI's taxonomy places the organism in Eukaryota, Viridiplantae, Streptophyta, Magnoliopsida, Lamiales, Lamiaceae. Bases 1 to 1044 code for a protein of 347 amino acids. The record is from RefSeq and is a predicted model, not a curated record.
AUGUACUCCCAAUCGACGCCGGAACGUGUAGUUCAUCACCGACAAUACGUCCACUGUGAUCGUGAGGCUGCCCAUUUACGUCUUAUGCAAGACUACUUCAACGACAAUUCGACGUACGGGCCUACAUUUUUCCGACGUCGUUUUCGGAUGCAGAAGGAGUUGUUCUUGCGCAUCGUCGAGGCUGUUCAAGGUGAAGAUACUUAUUUCCAGAUGAGCCAUGAUGCACGAGGUCGGGACUCUCUCACGCCUUUGCAGAAAUACACGACGGCUAUCUGCCAAUUAGCCAUCGGCGUCAGUGCGGAUACUUUCGACGAGUAUCUCAAGGUCGCCAACACGACAGGUCGUCUAUACCUUAAGAGAUUCUGUAAGGCUGUCAUCCGAGCUUACUCAGGCGAGUAUCUUCGACGUCCGACGCAGGCGGACAUCCAACGCCAUCUUCAGAUGCACGAGGCGCGACACAUAUUUCUCAGGAUGCUCGGGAGUCUCGAUUGUAUGCAUUGGUCGCCUCUGUUCUCCGACGUGUUGGAUGGAAUGGCGGCGCCGGUGAUCUAUGAGGCCAACCAGCACUACUACCAAAUGGGCUACUACUUGUGCGACGACAUAUAUUCGGAGUGGCGCUGCUUCGUUGAGAGUCCGCCGAUGGCGACCAAUCCAAAGGAGUCGAGGUUCAAGAAGAUGCAAGAAUCAGCACGAAAGGAUGUCAAACGUGCCUUUGGAGUGCUUCAAGCUCAAUGGAGAAUCAUUCGAAGUCCAGCGCGAGGUUGGUACGUCGACAAUCUUAAGGAAAUCAUGAUAUGUUGCAUCAUUCUCCACAACAUGAUUGUUGAGAACGAAGGUGAAAGAGCUGCCCAUUGGAGAGAUGACGACGCAGGACACGGGACAUCUAGCAGUGACUCGUCCGAGAGUGAUCGAGCAACACCGAUUUGCUUCGAGGAAUACGUGCAAAGAGAUGCAAUUCUUCGAGAUAGACAGAUACAUGCUCAUCUCCAACGUGAUUUGAUCGAGCACAUUUGGGCACGUUUCGGACUUCUAGAGCCGGAUUAG